Molecule: messenger RNA, 1984 nt
Organism: Brachypodium distachyon (stiff brome)
Lineage: Eukaryota; Viridiplantae; Streptophyta; Magnoliopsida; Poales; Poaceae
Product: F-box/LRR-repeat protein 14
Exons: 2
Coding region: 218-1651 (477 amino acids)
Biological process (GO): SCF-dependent proteasomal ubiquitin-dependent protein catabolic process
Cellular component (GO): SCF ubiquitin ligase complex
Molecular function (GO): protein binding
Source: RefSeq, a predicted model, not a curated record
UUCACGUGGACCUGAGCUCAUUUAUUUUCCUUGGCACCCCUCCCUCCCUCUGCCCCAUCUCGCUUGAGCUCCGUGGAUCGUCUUCCUCGUCGCGGGAGCGCCGCCACCCAUCCCAGCUCCCUAGCUCGUCUACCUCCUCGCGCGAGCGCCUCCACCGCAGCACUCUGUACGUCUGCUGUAACUUGGGGUUGCCCAACUAGCUCAGCCACAUUUCUCAAUGGAAGAUCUCCCGGAGGAACUAUUCACAGAGAUCAUCGCAAGGAUUACCCAGACAAGUGAUCUGAACUCUCUUUCCCUUGUGUCGAAGCGGCUCUACACCAUUGAGGCAUGUCAGAGGAAAGCUCUCCACGUCGGCUGUGGCCUUUGCCCUGCUAGAGAAGCCUUGGCAUCACUGUGCUCCCGGUUCCCCAACUUGUGGAAAGUGAAAAUUGAUUACUCUGGAUGGGCAAGUGGCAACGGGAAUCAAUUGGACAAUAAAGGCCUCCUCGUGAUUUCAUCUCGGUGCCCCUUGCUGACUGAUCUCACCUUAAGCUUCUGUAAAUGCAUCACUGACUUAGGUCUUGGUUAUGUAGCUGAUUGCAAGAAAUUGGUGUCGAUCAGGCUGAACUCUGCACUAGAAAUAACUUCAAAUGGGCUUCUCGCUGUGGCAACUGGUUGCAGUAAUCUUUCUAUUCUCCACCUUGAGAACUGUGAGAAAAUAGAAAGUGUGGAGUGGCUGGAGUACCUUGGCUGGAACAGAUCGCUGGAAGAACUCGUGGUCAUGAAUUGCAAGGGAAUCAACGAGCAUGACCUCCUUAAGUUUGGUCCAGGAUGGAUGAAGCUCCAGAAGUUUGGUUUUGACACCAAGAAACGAGUAGUAAAUAUUCCUGGAGGUUAUGACUUUCAUGAUGACUUGUAUGACGCUCACAAUCCGAGUCAAUAUGAUUUCUGCUGUGAGACGUUGAAGGAUUUAAGGUUGGCGCGUUUUACAACUGGGACUGAAGUAGGACUUCGUGUUCUCUUGGGGAAAUGCAAAGCGCUGGAGAGGCUGUGCCUGGAGUACGUAUUUGGUCUAAAUGACAACGACAUUACUGCAAUAUCCCAGACCUGCCGCAACCUUAAAAGCAUCUCACUUUGGCUCAAACCUCUGCACUAUGAUGAUGCUUACAGGACAGGCUUUACUGAUAACAGCCUUAAGGCUCUAUCCCUCGGCUGUCCUAUGCUACAGGCUAUUGAACUCACUUUUGUUGGUUGCCAACCUGGUUGGCCAUCAGAUAUUAGCUUCACACAGGAGGGCCUUCUUGCUCUCAUUCAAUCUUGUCCCAUUCGUGUUCUUGUGCUAAAUGACGCCAACUUCUUUGAUUAUGAUGGAAUGAAGGCCCUUUCCAGUGCAUCAUUCUUGGAGAGACUUGAGCUUACGGAUUCUGAUAAGAUAACUGAUGCUGGACUGUGUUUCAUUGCGUGUGCCCCAUGCUUGACUAGUCUCACACUCCGGCGGUGUGACAAUGUGACUGAUGUUGGAUUGGCCGAGCUUGCACGUGCACAGAAGUUAGAGUCUCUGACCAUUGAAUGCUGUAGAAGCAUCUCUCAUCAAGCUGCGCAGGGAGCUGCCAGAUCAGUUCGCUACUCUAAAUCUUCACAAGUUGGCAUUGUAGAAAGAAUGUACUUCUAAUACUGUUAAUGAAGUUGCCUCCAAAAGCUGAUAAUAUGGAGUAGGUUAAUAUGGGACAACCGAAGUAACUGUUGUCUGAGUUGAGGAUACUCAACAUCUUAGUUAUGUAUAGUGUGUAAUACUCUUUCAUAUUGGCAUUUCUAUGUUAAUAUCUUGAUGACAAUGGGGAAUCCGAGUCGGUAGAGAUGGCGUGGUGUGUUAAUUGUUUGUAAGAAGAAUUCAGGUGGAAAUCUUUGUGUGUGGUGAUGAUUCCUGAUCGGCCGGAAUAGUCAACUGGAGUAUUUUUGUUAAACAAUGGUAAAAUAAUCAGGGAAGAAAAAUUUGUUUUGUGGA